Messenger RNA from Notodromas monacha, 1193 nucleotides. The record is from the annotation of a GenBank genome assembly. Lineage: Eukaryota; Metazoa; Arthropoda; Ostracoda; Podocopida; Cyprididae.
GAUCAUGGAGCACAAUUUGCAAGCGUUAUCCGACAACGCUGGCACUUCACCAGUGCAAGUUUCUUCAAGACAAGUGCUAAGUGGAACAUGGGUGGUUAAAUUGUACGAUUACCAAAACUGCAACCUUGGGUAUGGAUUGCACGAUGUAUACUUGCUACUAUACACCAGCUGCAAGCGAAGCGUUCGCCACAAGAACGAAUUGAAACUUCUGGAGGUGUACAGAUCAGCCUACAAUCAUUAUAUUGAGCAGCUGGAGGCAACUGGAUUUUUGCAUCAAACGGGCGAAAUUUUCAAGAGGCACUGCCGGCACGCGCAACAACUCGCAACCUAUCACUGCCUGAUGGGAGCCUCAGCAUGGUUCAUCGAAGAUGAUGUAACAGAGCGACUUUUGCAGAUAAUUGAUGAAGUAGCAGAAAAGGGAUACAUAUAAAAAUAUGAGACUCACCAGCACCAUCAUGGGCAUCACCAGCUUCUUUCGCCUUGCUGAUUUUCUCUUGUUCUGAUCGAAGAUAGCGAGCACGCUGAGGUCGAUCCCCACUCACCUUCUCAAACCAUCCUUCAAGUUCGGUCACCUGUAUUGGCUUCAAAUCCUGCAUCUGAGGUUUCAAUGCAACCCCAAUCCAUCGAUACAAUUCAAUGCAGAGGGCUUUCCCUUCUUCUCGAACACUUCCAUCUCGAUGGUCCAAAAUCUUCGGGAUUUGUUUCAACAGAGGCUUCAGGCUCAGGACUUUUGGUCCAAAUUCCCUGUUAAUAUGAGAAUGGUGAAACUAGUGCUCGGGAUGCACUGCCGACUGUAGUACUAACUUAACAAUGCAUGUGCACGCAUGAAUGCACCCCAAAACUGCUUUCGGAUUCUUCUGAUCGAAUCCCUUGAUCAGCUCUUCGAGAACUGGUUCUUGUCUUUCAAUUUCAACAUACAUCAAGAGAAUGUCAAUUCCAAGCUCCUUCGUCUUAGCUUUGGGAGCUCCAAGGCAUUUGGCCACAACACCCGCGAUGACUUCAGACGGGUUUCUAAUAGGAGAGCGUUAAUUAGCGGGUAUCAACAUGCAAUGUCCCAUUUACUAACUUGCUCGCAAUUUUAGCAUUUUCGACGAAAGUCAGAACUGCUUCCAAGCCUUUUUCUUGAGCGACGGCAUUUGAAUCUACGACGAACUUCUUGAUAAGCGAUGAAUAAACAUUCCACUGCGGACUUU